Molecule: messenger RNA, 309 nt
Organism: Lichtheimia ornata
Lineage: Eukaryota; Fungi; Mucoromycota; Mucoromycetes; Mucorales; Lichtheimiaceae
Exons: 3
Coding region: 1-309 (102 amino acids)
Source: RefSeq, a predicted model, not a curated record
AUGGCUGAAGACUCUGGUUUGGCUGAUCGGCUGGUUGCGAUGCGGAAUCGUUUGGAUAACUAUCGUCUUCGUAAUGCAGCUGUUUUGGAACGAGAGCGUGAGCAAGAGAAACUAAAAGAAGCUGAAGCUGAGACGAGACGACAACUGGAAGAAGAACAUGCGAGAACUCUUAAAGAAGCAGAUCAAGUACCUCCUCCUCCCACUACUACCGUUCCAGUAUCAUCAUCCUCAUCACCAUCACCAGCACCAGCACCAUUUGGAACCAUGGUUACAGAAAAAGACGCCAUCAAUUGGUUGAAACAAUCAUGA